This is a messenger RNA of Pangasianodon hypophthalmus (striped catfish), 6185 nucleotides long. Its product is annotated as filaggrin-2. The coding region runs from base 1029 to 3869 and encodes 946 amino acids. The record is from RefSeq and is a predicted model, not a curated record. The transcript has 5 exons. NCBI's taxonomy places the organism in Eukaryota, Metazoa, Chordata, Actinopteri, Siluriformes, Pangasiidae.
GAUAGACAGAGAGAGAGUGAGACAGAGAGAGAGAGAGAGACAGAGAGAGAGAGAGACAGAGAGAGAGUGAGACAGAGUGAGAGAGACAGAGUGAGAGACAGAGAGAGAGUGAGAGAUAGAGUGAGAGAGAAAGAUAGACAGAGAGAGACAGAGAGAGAGUGAGAGAGAAAGAUAGAGAGAGAGAGAGGUAGAGAGUGAGACAGAGAGAGAGUGAGAGAGAGACAGAGAGAGAGAGAGACAGAGAGAGAGUGAGAGAGAAAGAAAGAGACAGAGAGAGAGAUAGACAGAGAGAGAGUGAGACAGAGAGAGAGAGAGAGACAGAGAGAGAGUGAGACAGAGACAGAGUGAGAGAUAGAGUGAGAGAGAAAGAGACAGAGAGAAAGAUAGACAGAGAGAGAGAGAGAGAGACAGAGAGAGAGAGACAGAGAGAGAGUGAGAGAGACAGAGUGAGAGAGACAGAGUGAGAGAAAAAAGAAAGAGAGAGAGACAGAAAGAGAGAGGUAUAUACAGAUACAGAUCUCCUCUGAGUGAUGAGCACUGACUGAGCCUGACUAACCAAUCACAGCUCACCUAAACCCACAGACAUUGUUGUGGACCAAUCAGAGCACAUAUUCAAACGAGGGCGGGAUUUUACGCUCCAGUAACGGUUACUACACUCUGAUGAGAGAAGCCUCGAGAGGGCGGGGCUUGUGACAUCAUCAGCCGGUGGGCAGGAAGACAGAAAGGGGGCGGGGCUAUGUCCAGUGAGUGGCAGCAGGGGAGAGACAGAUUCAGAGGGAGGGAAGGAGAAGAAGGAGGCUCACAUCUCAUCCAUCUCUCUCUCUCUCUCUCUCUCUCUCUCUCUCUUUCCUCCUUCAGCAUCUGCAUCUCAUCGAGCAUCCUCCUCUCUCUCCUGUGUGUGUGCGUGCGUGUGUGUGUGUGUGUGUGUGUGUGUGAGAGUGUGUGUGUGUAUGAGUGUGUCAGCGAAGAAUAUUUCUCUGCAUCGCUCCGCUGGUACUUAGAGACUGUGCCCAUCCGUUGCCUUGGCGAUGGGCUGUCGGCUGUCAGGGCCGUGGAUGAGCGACGGAACAAUGGGGGUGAGUGCACAGGAUCUGAGGUACAUACGGAACCAUGAGGCUUUACGGAUCCUGGCCAACUACGAGCAGCCAAUCACGGUGCAGAUAGAAGGGCGAAGGGGGCGGGGCUUACAGUAUCAUCGAUCAUCAGACAGCAGCACACAGACGGAGCGACCGUGGGACAACGUCACCUCCGACAGGCCCUGCUUCAGUCACAUGACCCUGCCUGGUAACCAUGGAGAUGGAGGCAGAUACGAGUAUCUCCCGAACACUCCGCGGGACCUCGAGGACAUGAGAACGGUUCCACGCCAUGAUCCUGAGUUCUCUCCUAAAGCUGCUCAGAAGCAGAACUGUCUCCUCUCCUGCUGCAGCUCCAACAUGGAGGAACCGAGCAGCUUCCAGAGCCAGACGGAGGACGAGGACUACGUGUUGGAGAAGACGGUUGGAUAUCUCCCCCUCCAUCACGAGCUCGACAGCGGCCUCGGCUGGACGGACGGCAGCUUCCACCAGGGGGAGCUCUCGGGGGUGGAGACGGAGGAGGGGUUAGACGAGUGCCACGCCCACCAGGGAGGUCGAGGAGCACGAGUACGAGGAGGAUCGCCUUCGUCCGAGUCGUUCAUUUCGUCGGAGCUGAGUGACUCGGGGUUCUACAGCGUGAGCACGGCUGAGUUCCUGCGCUUUCAGCGUCUGCUGGAGAAACGCAUGCGGGUGUAUAACUCACGCCUCCACCACCAGGGGGAGCUGCAGAACCUGUGCAUGGACGCACAGAAAGCACACCGGGAGCUGGAGGCCAUCCCCGAGGCGCUCGCCACGCAGCCCGACAGCGAGUGCGUGGAGACGGACGCUCACCCGCGGCAGAUGGUCAGGGUCGCGUCCGUGCAGCUGCGCAAAAGCGAGCGUCCGUGUCUGAACCGCCACAGCUCGAGCAGCGCCGCCAUUUUCUCCACCUGCAGUUCUCCCAGUGGCCAGCAGAGGGUGCUGACGCCGCGCGGUACGACUGCUGCAGGGAUGCUGAGGAGGAGCAGGACGCUGCAUCACCGCCCCGUGCAUGUGGAGCAGCGCAGGAGGGCGAGUCACCCGGCGUCACCUAACUACUGCAGCGUGACGCUAAACCGCUACGGACACGCGCUACAGCAACAGCUAACUGAGGAAACUGAAACAGAUGUGCUGUACAAUGCUAACUACCACACACACCACGCUAAUCAGCCUGUGCAUCAUGCUAAUCACCCUACAAACCAUGCUAAUCAUCUCACGCAUCAUGCUACUCACCCUACAAACCAUGCUAAUCAUCUUACACAUCAUGCUAAUCACCCUACAAACCAUGCUAAUCAUCUUACACAUCAUGCUAACCACCCUACGAACCAUGCUAAUCAUCUUACACAUCAUGCUAACCACCCUACGAACCAUGCUAAUCAUCUUACACAUCAUGCUAGCUACCCUACACACCAUGCACAUGUUGCUAACUACACCACACUACAUGCUAAUCAUCCUGCACCCUCUAUGCACCAUGCUAACCAUCCAACACACAUCGCUAAUCAAGCUGCACACCAUGCUAACAACUUCACACAUCCUACCCAACACGCUAAUCUCCCUCCACGCCCCUAUCAUGCAACUCUUCCCGCCCAACACACACGCCACGCCCACGGCAAACUCGCCUCACAUGCUCCACACCACGACCACGCCCACGCUACGCUCCCCGCCCAACAUGCACACCACGACCACGCCCGCGCUAUGCUCCCCGCCCAACACGCACACCACGACCACACCCACGCUACGCUCCCCGCCCAACACGCACACCAUGCACAGGGUACACCUGCAUCACAUGGUGCACACCUUGGCCACGCCCACACUACGCUCCCCGCCCAACACGCACACCACGCCCACACUACACUCACAUCACACGGCACGCACCACGGCCACGCCCACACUACACUCACAUCACACGGCACACACCACGGCCACGCCCACACUACACUCACAUCACACGGCACACACCACGGCCACGCCCACAAUACGCUCCCCUCACAUGCCCCGCCUCACUCCCACGCUACGCUCCCCACCCAACACGCACAUCACAUGUCACGGACACGCCCCAAACAUGCUAUAAGCCAGCCCAGUCUAUCCAGCUCCACCGACGACCACCGUGUUGCUCCGCCCCAAGAGUCCUAUUGCCAUGAUAACAGGGGGCGGAGCUUCACUGAGCCGCCUACAGGUGGAAAAGAGGAAUGCGAGAAAGAGACAGGAGAGCGAGAAAGGGGGCGGUUCCAUACGCUCAGUCACACGCCCUCUCAGGAAGGAAAUGACACGUGGCCCAAAACGACCAAUCGACAUGGCCCAUACAACACACUAGAGGGUCACGUGACCACGACAACAUCAUCAGCACACAAACCUCCGUCGGGGGCGGCGAACCCGCGGGCGAUGCGUAACCAGCUGCUGCGUGAGCGUGCACUCCGGCUAGCGGACGAGCGCAGCGGCGGGAUUAGCACAGACGACGAGACAAACGUGGAGAUCCGGAGGGUGGGACGGUACUGGAGCCGCUCGGAACGCCGUGAACAGGUGCUGCAAAAACAACGGCAGAAGCGGGAGGCUCUCCGAGGGGGCGGAGCUAACAAUAACACCAGCAUGGGCGGAGACAGCAGUGGAUACAGUGCGCUAAUGGAGCUGAGUCAGAGGAAACUGAGUCGCCUCAGGAACAGGAAGCUGCUGGACGACUGGACGACGGUGGAGGAGCUGCUGACUCACGGAACACGACUCGGAACUCACGACGAAAACGUCCAGAUCCCGAACUCCCUCCUCACCGUCACCACUGUAUAACCACACACACACACACACACACACACACCCACAGCGUGGCAUCAUGGGAGAUUUACACAGCGUUACACGCCCUCCUCUCAGGGCAGGAAGCAUUCUGAUUGGUUACGUGCCACGGCCAAUGAGUUAUUUUUUAAUUCAUUUGGACUUUUUCUAUUUUUGAUGAUACUCAAAAAAAUUGAAAUCCAAACACAUUAAUGUUUAUUUUGUUUGUUAAACUUAGUAAUGUUUAUAACAAGCAACACUAACGCUACGCUAACUUUCUUAGCUGGCAACGUGACUUACGCUAACUUUCUUAGCUAGCAACGUGACUUACGCUAACUUUCUUAGCUAGCUCCCUUUAAACGUAAGCUAGAUCACUUUUCUCAAAAUAUAACAUACCUAACUAGCUAAAUAAAAUAAACUAUUCGUUACCACUGAUUAAGGCAGAAAAGAAAUUCAAAACCACUAGCUAAUGUCUUGCAGCUAGCGAAAACUAGGUAACUAACUGGUCUAAUAAUCUGUGAAAACUAUUAUAAAUCUUAAAAAGAAAUAAGAACCACUGCUAGCGUAUAGCUAGCUAACAUCCUGCAGCAGCCAUUUGUUAAAGCGCUAAUGGGAACUGUGACGUACAAAGUGUUUUAUUAGCAUUAAAAUGCUAACAGAUUCGGCUAAUAACAAACUGUGAGAACUAAUUUACAGACUUUAUUUAUGCUAAUGAGUCGACUCGGCUCUUGUGUUCCCUCAUUCUUACCACCAAGUGUGAGAUGAUGAUGAUGAAGAUGAUGAUGAAGAUGCUAACUGCAGGAUUUUAGCUUCUACACGUCACAACUCUCCUCACACAGUUUAUUUAGCCCCGCCCCUGCUCCAUUUCCAUUGGUCCCCUGAUGUAACCAAUCAUAAUCCUCUCUGGAUUUUGGAAGACGUUUGUCUGAGGAAAAUCUCCCACAAGCCUUUGCAUGUGUGUGUGUGUGUGUGUGUGUGUGUGUGUGUGUGUGUGUUUUACUGCCUUGACCACAUGAGGCUACCUCCUGUCUCCAUGGUAACUGUAUAUAGGUGUUUCACAGCGCUGUAGUGUAGAGCGGCGGUUUUUCUCAGAGCUCAGUUCCCGAUGCUGGAGACGAGACACAUUACGCUUCAAUUCUCUUUCACACACAUACAUAUUAAAAAUAUGCGUAAAUGCUGCAAUCUGAUUGGACCAUCUCGAGCAAUAUGGCGCUGCGUAAAAACGGCGGCUCUGAGACGCACUGAAAAAAAAAACCACAAACAGUUUAUCGUCUCGCUGGUGCUAACGAGAGUCUCGAGUUUCUUUAGAACGAAUCCGACGUAAACUUUCUGGAAAGCCAACAAGUUGCACAAAAAGAUGUCAGAUUUCUCUGAUUGUCUUCCAGCAAUGUGGGCGUGGCUCUUUACCAUCUGGCCCCGCCCAUCACCUGAGACGAUCAUUAAACCAGUUACUCUGGGAAAAAAGCAUCCGAAGCCAAACACCAUCACACACACAUGCACAUUGGACAGGAAGUGACAGUGUGAGGAGGAAGAGGAGUUCAGAUCAGACAGGAAGUGAUGUCAGGAGAUCAGAUCAAAGAGGAAGUGAUGUUAGAGAUCAGAUCAGACAGGAAGUGAUAUUGGAGGAGAUCAGAUCAAAGAGGAAGUGAUGUUGGAGAUCAGACAGGAAGUGGACAUUAUUCAGAUCUUUAUGAAUUAUCGUCAGUUGUGUAGAAAACAUUUAUAAGUAUUUUUCUCGUGCUCACACUUUGAUGUCAUGAAGAGAAGAUUUUUAUGAUGAUUAUUUGUAAAUUCUGCGUGUAUAUGAAGACGCUCGAUGUGCUGGACCUCCUCAGCGGCUGAACCCUGACACUUUGAUGUUUUGUUGUUCUCGUGUGAAAACACUUUGCAGUGAAGCGAGGAGUUUUUAUUAUUUUACGGCUCGGAGUCUGAACGUCUCUGACCUUCUCUCUGACUUUUCAGUUCUAGUGUUUAAAAAGUUUCUAUUUAUUUGUGGCUGCUUGCAGAUUUGACUCGAGUGUCAUUGUACAUGUGAAUUUAAUUCUGAAUUUUUGAUUGGAUUUUAUUCGAUAAACAUCAGGAGGUUUUAUUUCCUCACCUGCACUGAGACACGCCCUGAAGUGUUUACAGCGCCGUCCUCACGCCCGGGACACGCCCCGGACACGCCCCGGACACGCCCACACCGCACUGCUACACCGUCAUCACUUUCACACACCACUGAGGUAAUGUGACAUCACCACCUCCAGACUCUUCACACACACACACUCGCACAGUGAAAACACACCACAGUCUCGAGGACGGUUUUUUUUUUUUUUUUUGCCUAAAUGGUGGCGU